CAGUUUUAUAAGUAACGUAUUUCUCUUUGCUAGGCUUUUAUUUGCUGAAACAGACUUUGUUUCCUUAUGUGAUGCUUUACACAUAACAGACAAUGUGAGAAUAACAGCUUGGAAGGCCUAUGAAAAAAUGGAUGUAGAGAGCCAGCUGAAACAAGAAAUGUGGGGUAUCUGCAUUUUUAUGGCUGCUGUUGACCUGGAUGAGAUGACAUUCACUUUUACAGAACUUCUGAAAUGUUUAAAAAUUAGUGUAUGCAAAUUUCUGCACUUGAGUAAAGAAAUAGAUGUCAACAUGGAUACAAUUAGUACUAAAGUGGAAUGUACUAUAUCACGUCUAAAAAUAAAAUAUAAUAUACUGCUUGCACUCUACCAGAAGUUUACAAGGAUUUGUGAAAUUAUCUGCAUUGACAAGCCCAAUGAUCAAACUUGUGCUGAAAUAAGUUCUUCCUUAUUUACAAAACUCUGCUGGAUCAUGUUUCUUUUGGCAAAAGGAAAAAUACUGCAGAUGGAAGAUGAUUUGGUUAUCUCUUUUCAGCUUCUGCUGUGUGUUUUUGAUUAUUGUAUCAGACAAUUACCCCCUGCACUACUAAAAGAACCAUAUAAAUCUAUAAUUGCAGUAUCUGGUCAUGGCUCAUCUCGAACAAGUAGGCAAGGUCAGAACAGAAGUGCAAGAACAUCAAAAACUGAAACAGACAUCAAGGUUAUUGAAGAGCUCUGUAAAGAGUAUGAUUGUAGUUUGGAUGAGGUGAAAAAUGUUUACUUGACUAGCUUUAUUCCAUUUCUGAAUUCAAUGGGUAUUGCAACUUUCAGAGGACUUCCAGAGGUUGAAGAUAUGUCAAGCAAAUAUGAAGAAAUGUAUUUGAAAAACAAGGAUAUUGAUGCUAGAUUAUUUCUAGAGAAAGAUGAGACUUUGCAAUAUGAAAAUGCAGAAUGUUUACAGUUAGAGAGAACUCCUACAAAAAACCAAAUUGAAGAUUUUCCUAUUGUACCUCCACAAACCCCUGUUCGAGCUGCAAUGAAUACUAUUCAGCAGUUAAUGAUAAUAUUGAAUUCUGCAAGUGAUAUCCCUUCAGACAACCUUCUCUUCUAUUUUAAUAACUGCACAGUUAAUCCUCAUGAAUCAAUAGUGAAAAGAGUAGAAAAUAUGGGUAUUAUCUUCAAGAACAAAUUUGCUGAAGCAGUUGGACAAGGCUGUGCUGAAAUUGGAUCUCAGAGGUAUAAAAUUGGAGUAAGGUUAUACUAUCGAGUGAUGGAAUCCUUAUUAAAGUCGGAAGAAAAACGUCUGUCAGUUCAUAAUUUCAGCAAACUUUUGAAUAAUGACGUUUUCCAUAUCUCUCUGUUGGCUUGUGCUCUUGAGCUAGUCAUGGCUACAUACGGCACUUCAAGAAAUGCCUCACAGAAUGUGAAUGUGGAGACAGACUUGUCUUUUCCAUGGAUCAUCAACAUCCUGGAUUUGAAAGCCUUUGAAUUAUACAUGAUUGUUGAAAGCUUCAUUAAAGCAGAACCAAGCUUGACCAGAGAGAUGAUAAAACACCUGGAAUGCUGUGAACACAAAAUUAUGGAAUCGCUUGCAUGGCAAUCAAAUUCACCAUUAUUUGAACUGAUAAAGCAGUCCAAAGACCGAGAGGGACAGGCUGAUGAGCCCGAACCUGCCAACUAUUUUACCCAACCUCUUCAACAUAAUCACAGUGCUGCAGAUUUGUACCUCUCUCCCACAAAGUCUCCUAAGAAAAAAGUUUCUUCCCCUUUUGCAUACUCUUUUCCAGAGUCUCAGAAACCUUAUAAAUCUAGUUCUUUGUCAUAUUUCUAUAAAAAAGUGUAUUGCUUGGCCUAUAGACGAUUAAAUAACUUAUGUUUGCGUCUUCUGCCUGACCAUCCUGAACUUGAACAUUUGAUAUGGACCCUUUUUCAUCACACACUGCAAAAUGAGUAUGAACUAAUGAAAGACAGACAUUUAGACCAGAUUAUGAUGUGUUCCAUGUAUGGCAUAUGUAAGGUGAAGAAUAUUGAUCUCAGGUUUAAAACUAUUGUGACAGCAUACAAGGAACUCAACAAUGCAAAUCAAGAGACAUUCAAGUGCGUUUUGAUCAGGGAAGGACAAUAUGAUUCCAUUAUAGUCUUCUACAACAUGGUAUUUAUGCAAAGACUGAAAACCAAUAUUUUGCAAUAUGCUUCCAAUAGGCCUCCAACAUUAACACCCAUUCCUCACAUUCUACAGAGCCCUUAUAAGUUUUCUAAUUCUCCUUUACGUGUUUCUGCUGGAAAUAACAUCUAUGUCUCACCUUUGAAGAAUCCCAGCAAAUUUUCUGAAGGGCUAUUGUCACCCACAAAAAUGACACCCAGAACAAGAAUAUUGGUUUCAAUUGGUGAGUCCUUUGGGAGUUCUGAAAAGUUUCAAAAGAUAAACAAGAUGGUUUGUAACAGUGAUCGUCAUCUCAAACGGAGCCCUGAACUAAGCACCACUCCUAAGCCUUUGAAGAGAUUGCGUUUUGAUAUAGAAGGUCAGGAUGAAGCUGACGGAAGGGAACAUCUUUCUGGAGAGUCAAAAUUCCAACAAAAGCUUGCAGAAAUGACUUCAACUCGGACUAGAAUACAAAACCAGAAACUGAAUGAUGGUGCUGAAGUUUCAGACACUGUACAGAAGUGAACUGCUCUUGAGACCCAGGAUCUGCACUGUAGCUUUGAUUUCUACUACAUUGUUUUGCAUAUACUGUGUAGCUAAUUUAAUUUAGUUGAAUUUCAUGUGUUUCAGUGUUUUAUGCUAUGAUAUAGCAUAUGUACUAUUCACUUAAGUGUUAAUUUAUACAUAUUAGUUUUUAGUAAAAUUGAUUUCCCAGUGCAUUGUAGUUCAAUUAUAUUACCUUUUCAGUUUUUAUUGAACUACUUUGUUUUAGAUAUUCAUGUUCAAUAUACAAAAUGCACUGGUAUUUUAUUAAGAAUUGUCAUUUAAUGUUAGACUUGAUGCACUAUUUAUGUUUUAGGCCCCCCUCCAAAGAACACCCUACACUAUAUCAAAGAACUGCCUGCAGGACAGAGUUCUAGAAUAAUUUAUACGAUUGGAUUGUGAGGUAUAGUCACGAGUUCUGGAUGGCCCCCACUCCCCUGGACAGUGCACUUAAAUAUGGUGGUCUAGUUCCAAUACACUAGAUACCUCUAUUAAAUCAUAUACCUUGCUAACAUUAUCUUUUUUUUCCAUCUUAAAACUUAUACACAAAUUAGAAAAUUUGGCAGCCUGGUUGAAUUUUAUUAUUUUAUUUCAACAAACCACAAAUGACUGUGCAACAAAACACACUGCACAUUCUUAUCUGUCUCAUGAUCAGAGUAGUGUAAUUCUGUAGCUAUCACUUUAGUCUGUUAGUUUUGUAAUAAUCAGUAGUCAGAUUGCAAACUCAAUAUAGACCAUGAAAAUAAAGUUCUGAAAUUUUAUUAACAGUAACUAUUAAGAGUUGGCUAACCUAAACUAUCAUAACUAUGUAUUUUGACAAAUUGAGCAUAGAAAUAUUCUGUAUUCUAAUAAACAUUACAGAUUAAUAAAAUAAUUUUAAAAAUAAGAAUGA
This is a messenger RNA of Pseudonaja textilis, 3554 nucleotides long. NCBI's taxonomy places the organism in Eukaryota, Metazoa, Chordata, Lepidosauria, Squamata, Elapidae. The record is from RefSeq and is a predicted model, not a curated record.